GCGAUAACAAACUUCAACCAUUUCUGUAUUUUGUACAACUGUUUCAUAACCAUAUGCCUUUUAACAUGAAAAAACAUUACGAACAAUUUUGUACUUUCAUUUGUUGAUGCGACUUGGAGAUUAGAAUGUAUACAUUAAUUUGACACCAGUUUUGUAAUUUGUAGGAACAUUAAUCAAUCUACAUCUUUUUCGUAAUCAGUCUGUAGUGUUCUCAUUGGCAUAAUAGUCUUUCUAACUUUUAAUUGUUGCAAUGUUUAACAUGUCCUUUUUUAAACAUGUUUUUUUUUCAAACUUCAGAGAUGCAGACUCGCCAUGUACAUUAAUUAAAGAACUGACUGAAAAUCAGCACAAUGCAAAUGAAGAUAGAGACAGACAAGCUCUUUGGGAUGCUUAUCUGGACUUUGACCUUCCGUAUCCUGUAUCAGGUCCUUUCUGUAUCCCCGAUGGCGUUGGUGACUCGCCCUCCAUGACAGAGGGACUUUCUUAUAUUCAGGAUACCAGUAUUCAGGAGGAGCAGACACAAGAUAACUACACUGCCUGUCUUACCCGGUUGUGUAAAUCCAUAGCUGGCGAUUUCCUACAGCAUCCACAGACUGAGCUCUCCAUAGUCAAUAGUGCAGUUUGCUACAUCCAGCACCUUGUUUCCCUGCUGAGGGAGGACUAUACAAGUCUACGGGACCACUCUUCCUUUGACAAUUACAGUGAUGGAUCAUCUACACGCUCAUCAGACAGCCCUCCACACUCCUUCAAAUUUGCCGAAAAUAAUGGGUUCCACUUCUCACCAGAACACAGUUCUUCCAGCUGGAUACCAGAUGUACAUCCACUGCUUUCACGAUCGCCCAGUCCAGAAGGAAUGAUCGCAAUCAAAGCUUUGUAUCCAAUGGUUUUACAACAAAAACAUGAUUUUACUGUAACCACUCCUGUUCAGUCAAUACCUCAGUACUCAUGCAAAACUUCUGACCUGAUAAAUGACUCUGAAACAGUCAGUCAGAGUAUGUUUGAUGCCUGGACAAGUCUGAAGCUGCGACAGAAACCAUUACAAUGCAGCAGCUCGUCCACAGAGGAUGUUACAUCAGUAUUGGGUGAAAUUGGCAAAGAGAGAAAUGGAAGUAAAGAUGAUCUGAGGAGAGCAAUAGAGAUGGGAGCAUUUGAAAGAGGGUUUGUUCCAAUACAAGAAAAUACAGGUAGUGAUUUAAGCUCAACAUUGGAUGACAAUGCUAACUACUUUGGGCAAAGGCUUACAAACUGUCAAAGUGAUUUUAGUCAUAUACUGAAUGGCGAGAGUGACAGUACUGUCGACAGUUCAGAUUUCAGUGCCAACUUAGACAGUUGUGACAGGUUUGAGGAAGAGCUCAGAUUUCAGCUGAAUAAUGAAGAGUCAUUUGUGGAUAAUCCAGAAAUAAAUGAAUCAUCCAUGAUGGAACAGUUUUCGAGGGAGUAUCCAGCCCUAGCCUCUGUACUCCUAGAGCAGUCAAAGAAAGGCUUGGGAUCUCACUGGAGACAAGCCAACACAGAGUUUGAUGUGGCGACACAGACUCUGGAAGCAGACUCGGCUACGACUACUUUUCCCAGAUAUAAAUCUUGCACCAAGAUAUGUCGGACACCACAGGUUAAUCCUGUCAGAGUAUCCAAGAAGACUUCUAAAGGCCCAAAGCGACCAAAGAAUGGAUUUAUCCGAUUUUCUGUGGAACAGAGACGAUUGAUGGCUGACGAACAUCCACGCUUGGAUAACAGGGAGGUAUCUCGUAUGCUGGGAGCAAAGUGGAGGAAGAUGUCCUACGAUGAAAGACAGCCAUAUGAGCGAGUUUUAUUAUUACAGAUAGAAUACAGACCAAUAUUAUAUACUGUAUUUGACCUAAUAAGGGCGCAGGGCGCAGGUAAAUGA
Molecule: messenger RNA, 1885 nt
Organism: Pecten maximus
Lineage: Eukaryota; Metazoa; Mollusca; Bivalvia; Pectinida; Pectinidae
Exons: 5
Coding region: 251-1885 (544 amino acids)
Biological process (GO): anatomical structure morphogenesis; cell differentiation; regulation of DNA-templated transcription
Molecular function (GO): RNA polymerase II cis-regulatory region sequence-specific DNA binding; DNA-binding transcription factor activity, RNA polymerase II-specific
Source: RefSeq, a predicted model, not a curated record